This is a messenger RNA of Carcharodon carcharias (great white shark), 3138 nucleotides long. RefSeq names its product ALK tyrosine kinase receptor-like. The transcript is spliced from 21 exons. The coding region runs from base 1 to 3138 and encodes 1045 amino acids. The record is from RefSeq and is a predicted model, not a curated record. Gene Ontology annotation, biological process: multicellular organism development; positive regulation of kinase activity; regulation of cell population proliferation. NCBI's taxonomy places the organism in Eukaryota, Metazoa, Chordata, Chondrichthyes, Lamniformes, Lamnidae. Gene Ontology annotation, cellular component: signaling receptor complex; membrane. Gene Ontology annotation, molecular function: ATP binding; transmembrane receptor protein tyrosine kinase activity.
AUGCUUCAGGGCGACGUGUGCUCAGGAUUAGAAGAGGUCACUGUUCCUUUUAUGUCUAGAUGGUAUGCAGUGACCGAAAAGUGCCGUGAUACACAUAUCUUGAAAGAAUUGAAAAUCCCCUGGCUGCUCAUGCGGAAUAGACUGAAAGGUGUCUUCACCAGGGAUAUGAGUUACUCAUUUGAAGAAUGGCUGAUCAGACCUUCACAGACCCAAAGAGCUCAGCGAUCCAACAAAAGUCUGCCCCAAUGCAUCACAAGUCCGUGGAUUAUUAGGACAUGUGGCGCCAGUGGACCCAAAGGGCCAACCCAAAUUCAAUGCAACAAUGCUUACAGGAACACAAGUACUUCUGUGGUGGUUGUAGCUAGAGGACCUUGGAAAGGCAUUCAGAAGUGGAGAGUACCGUCAACAGACACAUACAAGAUAUCAGCUUACGGAGCUGCUGGAGGCAUAGGGGGAAAGGGAAACUUUAGAAGGUUUCAUGGUGUGUUAGUACAAGCCAUUUUCCAGCUGGAAAAAGAUAUGAUUCUGUACAUACUGGUUGGACAACAGGGAGAAGAUGCCUGUCCCAACGCUAAUCCCACCAUCCAGAAUGUUUGCUUGGGAGAGAAUAAUGUAAUUGAAGAGGAGCUAAAAGCAAAUGGCAAUGUCACAGAGUGGGCAGGAGGUGGAGGAGGAGGUGGAGGAGCCACGUUCAUUUUCAAGAUGGAUAAUGGAGAACCAAUACCAUUGCUGAUAGCAGCGGGUGGAGGCGGCAAAGCCUAUUUGAGUAAAGAUUCCAGUUUCCCUGAAGAGAUGCUAGAAACUGAUUCCUCUGUUCCAGGUGUGAAUGGGAUGUCAGGUGCUGCAGGGGGCGGCGGUGGUUGGAGUGAUGUCACUGUCCUGCUGUGGUCUGGCAAAUCGCUGACCGAAGGUGCUGAAGGUGGACAAUCCUGCCCACAGGCCAUCAAGAAAUGGGGCUGGAUAACAAGCGGAGGCUUUGGAGGAGGAGGAGGAGCUUGUACAGCAGGAGGAGGAGGUGGAGGGUAUAUAGGGGGAAAUGCAACUGAGAAUAAUCACCCUGAAAAAGAUGGUGGCUGUGGUGUUUCUUAUAUUAGUCCACUGGGUGAAAUAUACACCCCACCACUCGCAGUGACAGAAAGCCAUGGGGAGGUUGAAAUUGUGCUGCACUUAAAUUGCAGCCACUGCGAACAUAAUGACUGUGUAUUUGACCACAUUAAAGAAGAACUCAUCUGCUUGUGUGAAUCGGGAAAAAUAUUGGCUCCAGACAGUGUUACCUGCAUUUCACCCCCAGAGGGUCACCUGCCGCUCUCUCUAGUGCUUUCAGUGGUGUUGUCAGUGGUGGUGGCAGCCUUGUUGCUUGCCUUCUCAGGAAUCAUGAUCGUAUACCGCCUCAAGCACCAAGAGCUGCAAGCCAUGCAGAUGGAGCUACAGAGUCCUGAUUACAAGCUCAGCAAGCUGCGAACCUCCACCAUCAUGACUGACUACAAUCCCAACUACUGCUUUGCUGGGAAAACUACCUCCAUCAGCGAUCUCAAAGAGGUUUCCCGGAAAAACAUUAUCCUCAUCAGGGGCCUGGGCCAUGGAGCCUUUGGUGAGGUGUAUGAAGGUCAAGUGACUGGUAUCCCUGGUGAACCCAGCCCUUUGCAAGUCGCAGUGAAGACAUUGCCAGAGGUAUGUUCUGAACAGGAUGAGCUGGAUUUCCUGAUGGAGGCCUUGAUAAUUAGUAAAUUCUGCCACCAGAACAUAGUGCGAUGUAUAGGAGUCAGCCUGCAGGCUCUUCCUCGCUUCAUUCUACUGGAGCUGAUGGCAGGAGGAGACAUGAAAUCCUUCCUUCGAGAAUAUCGACCUAAACCGGGACAACCAUCAACUCUCAGCAUGCUGGACUUACUGAAUGUGGCUCGUGACAUUGCUCGUGGUUGUCAGUAUCUGGAGGAAAAUCACUUUAUCCAUCGGGAUAUAGCUGCAAGAAAUUGCCUGCUUACUUUCAAAGGUACAGGAAGAGUGGCUAAGAUUGGAGAUUUUGGAAUGGCUCGUGAUAUAUACAGGGCUAGCUAUUACAGAAAGGGUGGUCGUGCCAUGCUCCCAGUGAAAUGGAUGCCACCAGAGGCCUUCAUGGAAGGAAUAUUUACUUCAAAAACAGAUACCUGGUCCUUUGGAGUGUUACUAUGGGAAAUCUUUUCACUUGGGUAUAUGCCAUAUCCCAGUAAGAGUAACCAAGAGGUGCUGGAGUUUGUCACUAGUGGUGGCCGAAUGGACCCACCCAAAAACUGCCCUGGUCCUGUGUAUCGAAUAAUGACUCAGUGUUGGCAGCAUCAGCCAGAAGACAGACCUAACUUUGCAACAAUAUUGGAACGAAUUGAUUAUUGUACACAGGAUCCUGAUGUAAUAAACACUUCUUUGCCUGUAGAAUACGGGCCUCCAGCAGAAGAAGAAGGAAAUGUUCCUAUGCGGCCAGAUGACCCUGAUGGAUUAGCACCUCUUUUAGUUUCACCAGCACAAGAAGCAGAGAAUGAAGGUGCUUCCACUGACCCCUCCCCACCACCCCAGCGUCCGACCAGCCUCUGCCUUGGUGAACAUCGGAUCAGAUUUGUUCCUAACGAUUCUGCCAUUGUACAUACUGGAGGGCCAUCUGAGGAGGGGUCUCAUGUCAACAAGACAUACUCACAAAUGAACAACUCUUCUGCUUUACAACAAGAUAGGGGCUCCCGGAAAAAACCCACCAACCUCUGGAACCCUACGUAUGGGUCAUGGUUCACAGAAAAGCCUGUCAUGCAAAACAACAAUACUUUGACUGACAACAAACCACCAGAAAGGGAAGAUUCUGGUUUCCAUGCCAGUGGCGGUUCUUCUAUUACCAUCCCAACAUCCAGGCCUCAGGCCUCUGCUCUUGUACUAGAACCUUCUUCCCUCGUUGCCAAUGCAUUGGAUGUGCCUCUAUUCCGGUUGCAGAAUUUUCCUUGUGGGAAUGUGAGUUAUGCAUUCCAACAGCAACAGCAACAGCAGCAGCAGCAGGGAGUGUCUCUGGAAGCUACAUCUGCUUGUGCUUCUUGUAAGGAAGAUUACAACUCACAUGGAUCUAUGCCUCCUUCUGGCAUAAAUCCCCAAGAUGGUCUCAUAUACACCAAGGAGGAGUCCUGA